UAGCAUCCACUCAGAAACCAUGGUGGUUCAGACAAACAUGGCCCCUCCAAAGAAGCUGCAGCCAGGUGUGAUACAGUCCUCCCUGGUUCAGGCCAGUCUAGCUGCCAUGCAGAACCCAAUGGGCUGUGAGGUAAAGGCAAAUGAACACUGCCCCCUGCCACGGCUCUCCAUCUCCUCACGCUCAGCGAGCAUAGUGGCCAGCAUGGACGCUGUAGCCGAUGGCUCGGCCAUACACUAUGUGAUGAAGUGUAAGACGGUGCUGGCUGUGUUUGUGGCGGUAGUGCUCUACCUGGUGGUGGGUGGUUUAGUUUUUCAGGCACUAGAGCAGCCCUUCGAGAGUGACCAGAAAAACACCAUCACACAGAAGAAAGCUCUGUUCCUCCAAGGGAACCCAUGUGUAUCCCCUGCAGAGCUGGAAGAUUUAAUAAAGCAUUCAAUAGAUGCUGUCAGUGCUGGGGUUAGUCCAAUCGGAGACAUGUCCUAUAACUCAAGCCACUGGGACCUUGGUAGUGCCUUUUUCUUUGCUGGGACUGUCAUCACCACCAUAGGCUAUGGGAACAUUGCUCCCAGCACUGAAGGUGGCAAGAUUUUUUGCAUCCUGUAUGCCAUAUUUGGUAUUCCUCUCUUUGGAUUCCUACUGGCUGGCAUUGGUGAUCAACUAGGGACCAUGUUUGUUAAGAGCAUUUUAAAGGUGGAGGGAAUUUUCAGGCAGAGGCAUAGGCAGAUCAGUCAGACCAAAAUCCGUGUGACCUCCACAAUUCUAUUCAUCCUGGCCGGAUGCAUCGUCUUUGUCACCAUACCAGCUGUCAUCUUCCAACACAUUGAAGGCUGGACUACACUAGAGUCUAUCUACUUUGUUGUCAUUACUCUCACAACUGUUGGUAUUGGGGAUUAUGUAGCAGGUGGGGACAGAAAGAUUGAAUACAAAAAGUGGUAUAAGCCACUAGUUUGGUUCUGGAUCUUAGUGGGUUUGGCAUAUUUUGCAGCAGUCCUCAGCAUGAUAGGAGACUGGUUAAGAGUCUUGUCCAAGAAGACUAAAGAGGAGGUCGGUGAGUUUAAGGCCCAUGCAGCUGAAUGGAAGGCGAACGUGCGUGCUGAGCUGCGGGAAACUCGGCGACGCCUCAGUGUAGAGCUCCAUGACAAGCUGCAACGUGCUGCCACCAUUCGAAGUAUGGAACGUCGACGCCUGGGUCUGGAGCAGCGUGCACAAUCUCUUGACAUGCUCUCUCCAGAGAAAAGAGCCAUCUUCUCCAGCUUUGACAGAGGUCGAUUCACCACAUCCUCACAGGAGAGCAUUGAUACAAAGCUAAGCAAUCUCCGAAUGAAGGCAGAGAACUAUAAUAAACACACAGCCUCAGAGGAAAACAUCUUUAAUCGCUUUGGCUCUCUCAGUAAGUUGGCCAAGCGCAACAGAAACAAAGACAUGCCACCAAAUAUAGCAGAGAAUACAACAAGACUUAGCAGUAACAGCAGCAACAACACACUGGCUGAAGAGAGACAGGAGGCUCAUGAAGAGGAGGAACAGGAGGAGGAGGUGACACAGAAAGAGAACAACACCAUGUUCACAAAUCUGCCACAAUACAUUGAGCAGAAUGAACAGCUGAAUGGUUUUGUCCCUGCUCAGGCCAAAGAGAGAGAGAGAGAGAGAAUUCUGGUGGAGAGAGAGCAUCAGCCAUAGACAAGCCAAUGAAAAUGGGCGGCAAGCGAUUCAUGAAUGCCAGAGAAUGUGCCUUUCUGUUUUGUAUGCUAUGGCUCAACUCAUUUAGAUGACUCUUGAUCAGUGUCUCUUAUUCUCAUAUCACAUCUUG
This is a messenger RNA of Tachysurus vachellii, 1808 nucleotides long. RefSeq names its product potassium channel, subfamily K, member 10b (gene kcnk10b). The coding region runs from base 20 to 1678 and encodes 552 amino acids. Gene Ontology annotation, molecular function: potassium ion leak channel activity. The transcript is spliced from 7 exons. Lineage: Eukaryota; Metazoa; Chordata; Actinopteri; Siluriformes; Bagridae. Gene Ontology annotation, biological process: potassium ion transmembrane transport; stabilization of membrane potential. Gene Ontology annotation, cellular component: membrane. The record is from RefSeq and is a predicted model, not a curated record.